AUGCUCUCCUGGUCACUUCUCUUCGGGUCCUCCCAAUGUGGAAAGUGUCCAGUUCUUCUACUAAACUCCCUUCACCAACUCCAUGGAAGACGUGUCCGAAAUGUAAUCCCGGAAUGGAGAAGAACACAUUGGGAGUCUGUGAAAGAAAGAUUAUUAUCCGGAUGGGAAUUUUCGAAUAGAUCUAAAACUGCCUACGUGACUCCGUUGUUAGUGGCGAGUCGAUUGGAUUCAAUCACUACGAGUAGGACUCAUGGGAACACGAGUUUGGGUGAUGAGGUGUUGGAGUAUGACAGCCACGACAACACGUCCCGCCCACUGGACGUCUUCUUUUGGUUCGACCCGGUUGCAUCGCUCUCUUCCACGUGUCCGAAUGGUAAUCAACUCGUAGUUGUUGCUCGUUGUCUCCCAACCAAAAAACAAAUGGAAAUGCGUCUUCCACACAGUUGUCCCGAUGGAACAUGUGAUGGAUGUCUAUUCUUGGUGAUCAUGGAAACUGCGCAGGCGUGUCCAGUUUGUGAAUCGAAUGACUAUGAGACGAUCAAUGGAGAAUGUGUUAAUGGGAAGCAGACGAUUCAUAGUAUUCCGAAAAAGCACCACAAUUUUUAUUUGAUUCAAAGGAUUACAAUUGCUCGUAGGACAUGUGGUGGGUCCGGAAUAGAUAAACCAUCGUGGAAUCCACAUCGAAUAUGGUUAUCAGAGCCAACCUCGAUUCAUUGCGGAGUUGCGAAUACGUCCCCUCCGUGUCUAUGUAAAGAGGCCACGAAGAACCAACACUGA
This is a messenger RNA of Caenorhabditis remanei, 777 nucleotides long. RefSeq lists its product as uncharacterized. NCBI's taxonomy places the organism in Eukaryota, Metazoa, Nematoda, Chromadorea, Rhabditida, Rhabditidae. The record is from RefSeq and is a predicted model, not a curated record. The transcript has 4 exons. The coding region runs from base 1 to 777 and encodes 258 amino acids.